This is a messenger RNA of Phytophthora nicotianae INRA-310, 1572 nucleotides long. RefSeq lists its product as hypothetical. The record is from RefSeq and is a predicted model, not a curated record. The transcript has a single exon. The coding region runs from base 147 to 1427 and encodes 426 amino acids. Lineage: Eukaryota; Oomycota; Peronosporomycetes; Peronosporales; Peronosporaceae.
CGGCCCUUAUUGGCUGACGCAAGUGGCAGCCGUUAUGGAUCGCUCCAAAUCGAGGGGCGGACGUACGCGCCACCUCAUCCAUCCGAGCCAUUCCUCCUUCGACCUCGCCGAGAUCAAGCAAGCAACUGCCGAAGCUAGACAUCAUCAUGGUCAUGGGCAUCUUCUCCGCCGGCAUGGGCGCCACCAAAGCGCUUCUGAGCUUCUACGGAUCGCUGUUGCACUACUGGGUGCGUCGUGGCAGCUACGCCGACUGUCCGUUCUUCUCGGAUGACCUGCACGCCAAAACGUACGUGUACUCGAUCGCGCUGCUGAACCCUCUGUGGAGCCAGCCGCACUACCGUCACCCGAGCUUCUACAAGGAUCUGGUCACCAACCUGCGCAAUGUGGCCAUCCCAGGAACGGGUGUGCCGCUCUCAAUCGUGAGCUACUCGCGUCUCAUCCUCUUCCCGUUCCUACUCUUCGUUUACCCGUGGCUGUGUGCCAUCGGUGCCUUCUUCGAGCUGCCCAAGGAGUACUCAAGCAAGCAGGGCGGUAUCAUUGAGCGCUUCUUGCGCACCUUCACGCAGAUCUUCGUGUGCCCGCAGAACUGGUUUGCCUUCUGGCGUAUCAACUGCCACGUCGUGAGUCUGCACAGCCUCAAGACCAACUCGCCUGGAUACAUCAUGGAGAACAAGUGGGACUUUCUCAUCGAGUCCGAGAAGAACGGCAUUGCCGUAUCACCUUACCUCAAGACGCCCGGCUCGCUGGUUGUCAAGGACCGCAACGAGGAGGGUGGCAUGGGCAUCUUCAUCUUCAAGAACGCUGUGGACGGCGGGGACUGGAUCAUUCAGGAGAAGCUUGACAACUCGCCGUUCCUCAAGAAGCUGCUGCCGGAGGUCUCUCCUCUUUCGACUUUCCGCAUCAUCACAGCCUCUCGUCACGGUCUGGGUGAGGCCGAGGCGCUCAAGGACGGCGGUAACGGCGUCAAGUCGCUCAGCUGCGUGUUCCGCGCCGGUCUGGCGGGUGCCUCGACGGACCACAAGUCCAUCAUGUUUGACGUGGACAUGGAGUCGGGCAAGAUCAUGAAGGGCUCCACCACGACCCACUGGUACCGCGUUGGCCCGCACCACAUGUUCCGCGGCAACCUCAGCGUUGGCCACGACAUCACCAACCACCCGGACACGGGAGUCCCUAUUACGGGUAAUGUGAUCGCGGAUAUCAAGCAGAUGAAGGAGCUCGCGGAGGAGGCUCACUACAAGCUCAUGAAGGACGUGCCGCUGUGCGGUUGGGACGUGGCUAUCACCAACCUGGGCGUGCUUCUGCUGGAGGUUAACAUCUCGUGCAACUUCUUCCGUGGCACCUUCGACCAGCCCUGGUACUUCCAGUUCCUGGACGACUACUUCCGCCACCUCGAGACGCUGCCCACUCCCGCGAAGAAGACCAACUAAGUUGACUAGCGUGAGUUUAUGGCACCGAGUGCUUUCUCCGUAUUGCGCGUGCUGUUUGGUGGUUGAGGAUGUAGCGAAAGUGCUUUAACAAGUUUAACUGCCAUCUUGAUAAAGAAUCUUCAGUGUAUCAUUCCUGUGCAUUGCC